AUGGAGAGAAGGGGAAAAAAUCAAACCAACGAUGCUACUCUUAACGAAUUUGAUGAUGAUACCUCUGAAUUUAGUAUGAACAUAUUGAAUCAUCCUAACACGGAUGUAUUAGUAAGUCCCAUUAAAGUUGUGGACCAUGAUUUUAAUAAUUUUAUUAAUAAUAAAUGUUUAGAUUAUUCAAUUGAUUCUUCUUUAGAUAUUACUACUAGUAAUUUAACAACUCUCAAAAGUAAAGGGCAACAAAAAAUAAAUAAGUCGAAUCACGCAGUUCAAAAUGGAAAUAAUAAUAUGGAUGAGAAAAUAAAGAAAAACACCAUAUUAGUAAAUAAAGAGGAAAAGAAUAAAAAAGGAGAUGCAAAUGUAAAUGUUGCUCAUGAAAAUGUCGCCCUUCAAAAUGUCGCCCUUCAAAAUGCCGCCCUUCAAAAUGUUGAAGAGGAGAACAACUUAACAAGAAAUAAAGGAAAUUUCAAAUAUGCUGAAAAUUUUAGCGGUAGUAAUAAUAAUCAUUAUGGUAGUAGAGUCAUCCAAAAAAGUAAACAUACGCAAGAUUAUAGGAAGGAUGGGUCUUAUGAACAAGAAGAAAUAGAAGAUAAUGAAUAUAUUAACAUUUCUCAAAGUAAAGCCCAACAUGAAGAUAUGAAUAAUGUUCAAAGUAUUAUCCCACAUGAUGAUUCAAUUAUUACUCCGAGUAACCAUAAUAAUUUAAAAUGUGAUGUCCUAAUAAAAGAUAAGGAUCAAUCAUAUAAUAGGAAUAUGAAGAAAUACAGUGAAUUUAAUUUAAAACAACAGGAUUUAUCCAUAUCUCAAGAUUAUUUAAACAAUAGUAUAUUAUCAAGUGUUGGUCUUUAUAAAGAAAAUGAUUUGUGUUUUAUUAAAUAUAUUAUCGUAUCUAAUUUUAAGAGUUAUGAAGAUGAAAAUAUUAUCGGUCCUUUCUCAAAAUUUACGUCUAUUAUUGGACCCAACGGGUCAGGUAAAUCGAAUAUUAUGGACUGUAUAUGUUUUGCUUUAGGUAUAAAUAAUAAAUAUUUACGUGUGAAGAAUUUAAGAAAUUUAAUUUAUCAUAAAGAAAAUGAAAAAGCUGAAGAUAUAAAUAAACGUAUAUGUUAUGUAAAAAUAAUUUUAGAAUGUAAUAAAGAAAAUGUUGAAAUAAAAAGAACCUUAAAUUAUAAAGGAGUUAGCAAUUUUUAUAUUAACGAUAAAUUAGUUGAUCAGAAAGAAUAUAUGAAUUUCCUAAGAAAAAAUCGAAUUGAAACCAAAACCAAAACGUGCUUAAUUUUCCAAGGUGAUAUAGAAGAUAUUAUUAAUAAAAAACCAAACGAGCUAGCCAAAUUAUUUGAAUAUAUUAGUGGUUCAGACGAAUAUGAACAAAUAUAUGAAGAUAUAAAAGAAAAAUUAAAAGAAAAACAAAUUAAUUGUAAGAAUUAUUUAAAUGAAAAGAAAAAAAUAGAACAAGAAAUGAAAAUACAUAAAAUACAAAUGAAUGAUAAUAUAGAACAUAAUAAACUUAAAGAAAAUUAUGAAUAUGAAAUUAAAUUAUAUUAUCUAUUUAAAUUAUAUCAUUAUUUUAAAAAAAAAGAAAAAUUUAAAGAAGAUUUACUCCUAUAUAAAGAAGAAAGCUUACAAUUUGAACAAGAUAUAUUAAAUCAAAAUAAAAAAAAAGCAAAUACAUUAGAAAAAAAUAAUCUAAUUAAAAAAAAAGAAUCUAUAAAAAUUGAAGAAGAUAUCAAAAAGAAUUAUGUACAAAUUAAUCAAUUAAAAAUAUUAUUAAACGAAAUAUCAGAAAAAAAAAAAUUUUGUAACGAUUCUUUACAAAAAUUGGUUUCUAAUAAAAAACUCAAAAUCAACAUGCAAGAACAUUGUAAUAAGUUUAUGGAAAAUUUAAAUUUACAAAUAAAGGAACAAAAUAAAAAAUUAGAAAAUGAAUAUAAAAAUAAAUUAAAAAUUAAUAUAAAAUUCUUUUCAAAAUAUGAAUGUGUACAAAAUAUCAUCAAAACGAAAAUUGAGGAAUGUAAAAUGAACUCACAUAUCGACCAGCAGGACCAAAAUGAAUCCAACGUACAUUUGAAUAAUGAAAACAUAAAAAAAAAAAAUGAUAAAAAAGGAAAAAAAAAAUUAAAUAUAAAUAACCAUGAUGAUAUGAAGAUAUCUAAUCAAGAUGUAUCGAAUAAUAAUAAUAAUAUGAUGGAAUAUUAUACAAAUAUGUUAAAUUUCUUAAAAGAUGAAAAAAUAUUAAAUAAAAUACAUAUUGAUAGUACAAAUAAUUAUGAAAAUCCAUAUGAAAAUUAUAAUAUUAUCGAAUUUAUAGAAAAUAUUGAUGAAUAUAAAAAAUGUAAAGAGACAUAUCUGUAUUUAUGUGCGAACAGUAAUAUUAAUAUAAAUAAUUACACAAACUUAUCUUGUUCUUUAAAAAAAGAUAUAAAAGAAUUACAAGAAGAAUGUGAUACAUUAAAUAGGAAGAAACAAAAAGAAUUAUUAGAAUAUGAAUCUGAAAAAUUAGCAUAUGAUCAAUUAAAUGAACGUAUAUAUAAAUUAAAUAGUGUCAUAAAGGAACAAGAUGAUAAUAUCCAAAAUAAUAAAAUGAAAAUAAAAAUGUGGAAUGAAACUAUUUUACAAAAGGAAAAACAAAUUGAAAUAUUAGAAGAACAAACCAAUAUUUUAAAUGUUCAUAAAAAUGAAUUAAUUUCAUUUGAGAAAAAAAGAGAUAUUAUAAAAAAUUUAAAAAAUACGUUUGGACAUGAUCAAGUUUUUGAUGAAGUUAGUAAUUUAUAUCAAGUGAAUAAUCAAAUAUAUUAUACAGCUGUAAAUAAUGUUAUACAUAAAUAUAAUAAUUUUCUGGUAGUCAGAAAUAUUGAUAUAGGUAUGAAGUGUAUAAAAUAUUUAAAGGAUAAUAAAUUACAAAGAAUGGAUUUUAUACCCUAUGAAAAUUUUGUAUCAAAUUUAAAAAAAAAAAAAAUAAAUAAAAAUAACAUAACAGAAGAGGUUUAUACAAGAAAAAACGAACAACAAAAACAAAAACAAAAACAAGGUCGUGAUGGUGGUGGUGAUGGUGAUGUUGGUGGUGAUGGUGAUGUUGGUGGUGAUGGUGAUGUUGGUGGUGAUGCUGGUGGUGAUGAUGAUGUUGGUGGUGAUGAUGAUUAUGAUUAUAAUGAUUUUCAAAAUACAGAACAUGAUACACACCUUGGUAACCAUAAAAGGAGUGUGUCUUCCUUUAAUAAUGUAGACAAAGUUAUUAAUACAUUUAAAAAGAAAAAUAUAAUUUUAGCAAAUAAUUGUCUUGUAUGUGAUCAAGAAUAUAAAAUAAUGUUUGAUUAUUUAAUAGGAGAAGAUACAUUAAUUGUAAAUAAUAUAAAAGAUGCUGAAGAUAUAAAAAAUAGGUUUCCUUAUAUAAAUAUUAAUAUGGUAACAUUAAAUGGACAUGUUAUUUCUAAAAAUAAUAAUUUAAUUAUUGACAUUACAAAUAGAUAUUCGGAUAUAGAGAAAUUUAAUAAUAAAAGAUUAAAUAUUAAUUUAUAUAAUAAAUUAAUAAACGAGAAAGAAGAAUGUAUAAAUAAUAUUAAUGAGUGUAAUCGAAAUAUUAUUCAAACUAAUGAACUUAUAAAUAAACAACAAAGUGAAUAUGAAUUAAAUAAAAAAAAAAUUUCAAGUAUAUUAAUUAAAAAAAAUAUUUUUGAAAAAGAAAUCGAAGCUAAAAAUAAAGUAAUGGAAAAUUAUGAACAAAAAAUAGAUAAAUUAAAAAAUAUAGAUUUAAAAAAAAAAUUCGAAUUAUUAGAUACUUAUGAAAAAGAAUUAUUUAAAGAAAGGAAUAGUCUUUCAAUGUAUCAAAAAGAUGCUUUCAAAAAUUUAAAUCAUAAAUUAAAAAUUGAUAAUAUUUAUGAAAUUAUAGAACAUAAUUUAAGGGAUAUAGACAAAAUUAAUGAAAACAUUAAUCGAAUAAAAAAUAAUAUAAAAAAAUUAAAUGAUGAUAUUAACGAAUUAUUAGAUAAAAAAAAUGAAAUCAACUUUUUAGAAAAAAAUGAGGAAUCAAUAAAUGAAGAAAAUAUUAAAAAACAAUUAAUAUCUCUUGAAAAACAAGAAAAAGAAUCAAAUGAACAAAUUGAUAAUAUACAAAAAAUAUUACAAAAAUUAGAAGAGGAUAAAAUAAAUAUUUAUAAAAAUCUUAAUAAUCUUAAUCAAGAAUUAAAUCAACUUCGUGAUAAUAUAAAUACAAAUUUUGAAAAAUAUGAACAUAUAGAAAAUAAAAUUGAAAAUUGUCAAAAAAAAAUACAAAUAUAUACACAAUUUAUAAAUGAUCUAAUAAAUGAAUGUGAUAUAAAUAGUGUCAAUAUUUUCUUAACAAAUAACCUAUUAAAAGAUAUACAUGAUCAAGUUGAUAUAAACCAAUAUGCUCAAACGAAAAACAAAAAAGAAAACGACAAAAAUUACAACAAUAAUAAUAAUAAUAAUAAUAAUAAUAAUAAUAAAAAGAAGAAGAAAAAGAAAAAGGAAAGUAAAGGUAAAAGUAAAAGUAAAAAGAAUCAUAUGUCCAGUGAUCCAUAUCAAAAAAGAAAAAGCAAACUACUAGAAGAUAGUGACAGUGAACAAGAAUAUAAUACAUCUAAUAGUAAUAAUACAUCAUGUAAUAUCUCGGAAGAAGAAAAUGAUAUACAUGAACAUGAUGAAGAAGAACAAAAUAACAUACUUUUAUCGAAUAUAUCAUUCGAUCUUUUAUCAGAUGAUUUAAAAAAUAUGGAAAAUGAUAAAGAUAUAAACAAUGAAAAAGAAAAUAUGGAAAAAGAAAUUGAAAGAAAAAAAAAACUGUUAAAAUUAAAAAAUGUAAAUUGUAAUGCUGAAAAAGAAUAUGAAAAAUUAACAUCUAAAUUAAAAUCAAUUGAUGUAUCGCUUUCUGAAGAAAGAAAAGAAUGUAAUUUAUUUGAACGUAAUUUUAGAAUAUUACAAAAAAAAAGAUCUUACAAAUUCUUACAUUGUUUUAAUUAUAUUAAAAAUAUUAUAGAUAAUGUAUAUAAUAAUUUAACAUAUAAUGCUAAACAUCAUGUCGGUGGACAAGCCUUUUUAGACUUAUGUAAUUUUAAUGAAUUUAAUAAAGAUGAUGAACCUUUCUAUUGUGGUAUCAAAUAUAAUAAUAUGCCUCCAAUGAAAAGAUAUUUUGAAAUAUCUGAAUUAAGUGGAGGUGAAAAAAGUAUUAGUGCAUUAGCAUUAAUUUUCUCUAUUCAAAAAUAUAUUAAUAAUUCAUUUAUUAUACUUGACGAAGUGGAUGCAAAUAUGGACCCUCUCAAAAUCCAGUCUCUAACAAGAUACCUAAAUUCAAUUAAUAGUCAAGUUAUUGUUAUUUCUUUGAAGGAAAAAUUCUUUAGUAAAAGUCAAUCAUUAAUCGGAGUGUACAAAAAUAAACAUAAAAAGUGUUCAAAAACAAUUACUUUGGAUAUAAGUAAAUAUCGACAGGAUGUACCAAACAAUUGA
This is a messenger RNA of Plasmodium falciparum 3D7, 5457 nucleotides long. It is a transcript of the gene SMC1, whose product is annotated as structural maintenance of chromosomes protein 1. Lineage: Eukaryota; Apicomplexa; Aconoidasida; Haemosporida; Plasmodiidae. Gene Ontology annotation, biological process: chromosome organization. The record is from RefSeq and is a predicted model, not a curated record. Gene Ontology annotation, molecular function: ATP binding. Gene Ontology annotation, cellular component: nucleus; chromosome.